This is a messenger RNA of Funneliformis caledonium, 2093 nucleotides long. The record is from the annotation of a GenBank genome assembly. Lineage: Eukaryota; Fungi; Glomeromycota; Glomeromycetes; Glomerales; Glomeraceae.
AUGCGGAUAAUAAGAACGAAUUUAUCAACAAACUUAUUUUCAUUGCUUUUUGCAAUUAUAUUAUGUGUAUUUCCAUUAUAUACAACUGCACAAAAUGCAAAAGUAAGAAUAUUUGCCCAUGAAGAAACGAUAGAUUAUGGACCAAAAUCAUUACCUCGUAUAUGGAAACAAAACACGUACGAUGAUGGCACAGCAGUAGUUAGAAUUAUUAGAAGAAAUCCUGCAAUUCAAGGACCAGUUUGUUUGAUUGAAAAGCUUUUUUUAAGAAUCAUUCAUCUUGAUGGAACGGUUGAUGAAAAAGAUUUGGAUUUAGGAAUUCAACCAUUUAAUUAUUGUUUAUUUCAAUCUAAUAAUUUAGAUGUAGAAGGACAAACUGUUGAAUUUAUAGAUUAUUAUUUGAUUCGAAAGAAUCAGAUUUUAGUUACUUAUCAUAAUGCAACAGAUAUUAAUGAUUAUUAUACAUAUGAAGAGUGGGGAAUGAUAAUUGAUUUUGAUGAUUUUGACAGUUUAACUCAAAGUACUAUCUCAACAGUUGAUGAAGGUUACGCUAUUGUAUAUGCGAAUACAUCACUUGCAGGAUUUCAACCAUCUGAACCAUUAUCACCAUUAGGUCAAUUAUUCUAUUUAUAUAUUGGAUAUAAUCAAUAUCAGGUUGCACCUUUAUCACUUUAUCAAACUACCGUACCAAAUAUAACUUUUCCUUCAUUAUUUUGUGGUAUCGCAUCCGUUGGAGUUGGACAAGUUUGUACUUUGGCUGCAAGACAAAUAGAUCCUGCAACUUUACAAGUAAAUACUUUUUACGUUAUGGUUAAUUUCUUAUCCUCAGGAUCAGUUUUUUCUUUUAAAGUUAUAAAUCGCUUAUUUCCCAUUAUUGAGAACACUGUCCAAGGUAUAGAUUGGAUGGUAGCCAGUUUAUCUUAUGGCGGAUAUCUUUUAACAAAUACUGUUCGUGGAACUCCAGGGACUUUAGUUUAUGGGUUUUUGUUUGGAGAAGAUGAUGCAAAUUAUGUUGCUUGGGAUUUAGAAGAACCUCAACCAUCUAAUACAAAAGCAGCAAUGUCAAUCUUAAAAAAUAAUAAUACUUUGAUGUUGGCUCAAUUUGAAACUACUAAUACCUGGUCAUUUAACGUAAUUGAUUUGCCUAAAUUCACUAAUAAAGAUAAUGGAAAGAAACAAAAAUUUGCUUCUUCAACAUCUGGUCUAGUUCGUUUAACUGUUGAUGGUACCAAAGUAUAUGAUAGUUUAUCUUCUGAAGAUCAAGACAAAUUUUUUAAUACUUUAUUAAUAGAAUUAGCUGAUUCUAUUCCUGUAUCUCCAACACGUUUUCAUUCAAAUAAGAAGAUACAGCCGGACAAUAGUCUAAAAGAUAACCCAUAUUUUAUUUCUAUUGGUAUUGAAGAAACUGAGGAUGGGAAUGAGAAAAGUGUUGAUUCUAUUAUUAAAAUUCUUGAAACUAUGAUUAAAUAUAAAGAUCAAACUCCAAUUGGUAUCGGUGAGGUUAGUAAAUAUUUGGACGCCUCUUAUGGUUUUAAUCCUAAACCGGAUUUAUGGGAAACAUACAAAUAUAGAUUAUUAGGUGUAUUUUUAGUUGUUGGGCUUUUAAUUAUUUUAUUCUUAUUCGCUCAAAAAAGAGACAAAGCGGGUAACAAUUUUGCUAUUUUACAACUUGGAUUAAUUCUUUUCGAUUUGAUCAUGGAUGUUCUGUUCGUAAGCAACAACUCCAGAGACAUUCCAUUGCUUUAUAUUCCAAGUGUUAUCUUUGUAACAUUACCAAUCGGAUUAAAUACAAUAUUAGCUUUUUACAUUAUAACGAAAGAAAAUGCAGUACCAGAAUUUUACGAAUGGUUCACGAAUAAUGGAAAGGUUGCAAGCGUAUUUACAUUAUUAUCUGGUGCUGACAUCGAAGCAUUAAAUAUUUUACAGUCAAAUUUAGCGGGUUUUCCAUUUUUCCAAGCUCCUUUUUCUGAUGGCGCUAAAUCAAAAAUAUUUUGGAGUGCUUGUUUAAAUAUUUUUAUUGAAGAUUUUCCUCAAGUUAUAAUUCAAAUUUAUUAUAGAAUCAAUACCGUGACUUAUGAUAUUAUUCCAUUACUUAC